This is a messenger RNA of Aaosphaeria arxii CBS 175.79, 2320 nucleotides long. RefSeq names its product 1-pyrroline-5-carboxylate dehydrogenase. The transcript has 3 exons. Bases 352 to 2097 code for a protein of 581 amino acids. The record is from RefSeq and is a predicted model, not a curated record. Lineage: Eukaryota; Fungi; Ascomycota; Dothideomycetes; Pleosporales. Gene Ontology annotation, molecular function: L-glutamate gamma-semialdehyde dehydrogenase (NAD+) activity. Gene Ontology annotation, cellular component: mitochondrial matrix.
CGUUCAUGUGCCAUCGUGGAGAAAGUGGAUGUUCUCUAUCUCUUCCGCCAGUGGCCGUUCCGAUCAAACCUCCGACUUGCCUCUUCAACCCCCGGAUCUUGACCCGCACUGCAGGCUUUCAUUCAAUAUUUCUAUAGAACCCUCCUGCCCCUCCAAUACUUUCGUCAUUGUCAUCGGUUGAGUUGGGAUUGUCUUAUAUUCUUUAUCUAUCUGUCUACCCAUCCAUCCAUUCUUCUUCCUCAGGCUACAUUUACUGCUUCUUAUCCAGCAGUCCAUUUUCUUGCUCCCUCUGGCCUUUAAGCCUUCUAUUCAAUCCCCUAUCAUACCCCGCAUACAGUCGUUUGGAUUGUCAUGUCCACCGUACGAACUCUUGCUUCCCGCCUCCCACAGGCCGGCCGCCGGCCUGUGCUGGGUGCACGAUACGGCCAGACCCUGCGCCUCCAGUCUCGCGCCAACGCUACAGUGCCCUUCAGACUUCCCGACGCCAGGAAUGAGCCCAACCCCACAUACGUUGAGGGCUCACCAGAGCGUACUAAAUUGCUUGAAGUUGUCAAGCGAAUGAGGUCAGAGCUUCCUCUCAAGAGUGAACUGAUCAUCGACGGAAAGGCACAGGCUUAUUCUCAAGCUUGGGAGCAGCCUCUUCCUUUUGAGCACAAGACGACCUUCACCAGCUACCCUCUCGCAUCAAAGGAGCAAGUUUCUGGCGCCAUUGAUUCUGCCCUCGCGGCCAAGAAGUCUUGGGAGCAAACCCCCUUCGUUGACCGUGCUGCUAUCUUCCUCAAGGCAGCUGAGCUUGUCGCUGGAAAGUACCGCCAUGAACUUAUCGCUGCUACUAUGCUCGGUCAGGGCAAGAACAUGUGGCAGGGUGAGAUCGAUGCCGCCGCCGAGCUUGCUGACUUCUUCCGAUUGAACUGCAACUGGGCUGCUGAGGUCAUGGAGAGGCAGCCAACUCGCGGAAGCGAUGGUAUGUGGUCUCGUCUCGACUACCGACCUCUUGAGGGUUUCGUUUACGCCAUUUCUCCCUUCAACUUCACUGCUAUCGGUGGUAACCUCAUCGCUGGCCCCGCCAUUAUGGGUAACGUUGUCCUAUGGAAGCCAUCUCCUUCCAACAUUUACGCCAGCACCAUUGUGUACAAGAUUCUCCUCGAGGCUGGUCUCCCCGAGGGCGUCAUUCAAUUCGUCCCCGGAGAUGCCGAGCUCAUUAAUGAUGUUGUCUUCAACCACCACGACUUCGCUGGUCUAAACUUCGUUGGCUCCUCCGACGUGUUCAGGUCCCUCUAUGCCCGCGUUGGUGAGGGAAUUGGCAAGAAGACUUACCGCGAGUUCCCCCGCCUUGUCGGUGAAACCAGCGGAAAGAACUUCACUCUCAUCCAUCCCACUGGUGACAUCGAGUCUGCUGCCUACCACACCAUCCGUGGCACUUUUGAGUACCAGGGCCAGAAGUGCUCUGCCACUUCUCGUCUUUACGUGCCAGAGUCUCGUUCCAAGGAGUUUAUCGACAAGCUGACCUCCCACAUCAAGAAGAUCACGAUCGGUAACCCAGUUCAGGACGUCUCUGCAUUCAUGGGACCCGUUAUCCACAGCCGUUCUUUCGAGAAGAUCAAGGAGGUCAUUGACGAGAGCAACAACGAUCCAUCGCUCAAGCUCAUCGCUGGCGGCAAAUACGAUGGUUCCAAGGGAUACUACGUUGAGCCAACUGUCUAUCUCGCCGACUCGCCUGACCACAAGCUAUUCAACUAUGAAAUUUUCGGACCUGUUCUCGCCAUCCACGUGUACCCUGAUGCUGAGUGGAACUCCAUCUUGAAGAAGGUUGACCAGGCCGGCGGCGGUUUCGCUCUCACCGGCGCUGUCUUCGCCAACUCUCGUGCUGCCAUUCGCGAGGCCGAGGAUGCUCUCCGCUACUCCGCUGGUAAUUUCUACAUCAACUGCAAGACCACUGCUGCUCUUAUCGGCCAGCAGAGCUUCGGUGGAGCCCGUGCCAGUGGUACCAACGACAAGGCAGGAAGCUCCAACCCCAUCCUGCGAUUCACUUCUCCUCGCUUGAUCAAGGAGGAGUUCUUCCCCCAGGAAGGUUUCCUAUACCCCAGCAACCAAUAGAUUGUUGCUUCUUUUGACGACCGACAAAUGAUGGGACAUUUUCGAUCCCAAGAGACUAUGAAUGAUUGUGUAAAUACGAAUAUCAAGUCGGAAUGUAAGGCAUAGACAAAACAGGCGCUAGCAUGAGCUGUAAUGUAUCAUCUUCUAUUACCACUACCCGGGCGGGAGGGUUUUUCAUCGGUAGAGAGUGUCAUGAAAAUAUACUAUUCAAACUAUAACAAGG